GGUUGAUAAAGAAAAAUCACUGUCUUAUGUAUUGAACGGAACCCUUGAACCAGAAAUAAUUUUGAGAUCUAGUCUGUCUAAGAUUUGAACACUUUGAGAAACAAAUUUGGGAUAUUACUUGCACAACACAAAUACAGCAUAAACAUGAAUUACACCGAAGAAACAGUCGUUACCAUGCCAUUGGAGAUAAUUGAUAGCACGAACACAUCGAUCCAUGAGGAAAUAUCGUAUCCACUGUCACCAAAUUUGACGCUAUUCGAUCAAAAUGCCAGCAACAUCUCGAAUGGAAAUGAUUCAUUUUACACUUUCUAUUUUCGACGUAGAAUCCCUAAUAAGGAACAGGCGAUGGCACAAUUUGCAAUGGCGACGAUAUUUUGCUUUUUGUCAGUGUUAGCAAAUGUGCUUUCCAUUGUCGCAAUUUGUAGCAUCCAAGGCAGGAUUACGGCAAAUCACGCCCUCUAUAUCAACAUCUCUCUUGCUGACGCCUUUGGGGCAUUGGGAUGCUACAUGGAGAUUAUUUCAAAGGUGCAAAAUGUACUGAAUUUCAAGGGGACAAUCACAGUUUAUUUCUACACGACCGUUUUGGGAUAUUUCUUCUUCGUCCUAUUUUAUUUAAUCUCAGCACUAACUUUACUCUUCAUCGCAUCUCUUCGUUACAUAGCAAUAUGCUACCCAGUGUACUAUAACAGAAUAUGUACGAUGCAAAAUGUAAUGAUUGCCAUAGUUAGCAUUUGGGUCUGGUCAACGCUACUCAGUCUACCUGCAUGUUGUACGAUCAUUGAAAUAAUGCACGGCGGCAUUAUAAAGUCAGAACACUGCGAAUGGUGGAACUAUAUGUGGCCGAUAAUCAUUAUCGUUCUAUUCCUUCUCGUGCUCUCGCUCUAUAUUCACGUUUCCUGCCUUCUUAAGGCACGAUACAGGCGGAUUCGCUCCGAGCAACAGGCAAAGGACAACUAUAGAGCGUUUGUUACGACCGUCAUGCUAAUAACGUCCCUCUUUGUGAAUCUACUGCCGUUUAUGGUUAUUAAACUCAUCCGAUACCACGUGAGGAUUCACCAAGAUUUGUACUAUAACUUUAUAUAUUUCCUGCCCUAUUUGAACUUCAUUUCUGAUCCGAUCAUAUACGGAUCUCGUACAAAGAAUAUACGUGAGUCUUACAGACGGCUGUGUCUGAAGACCGUGUUUGGAAGGUGUGUAAAACACAGGGUAAGAUUCUCUGCUUUAGCAUCUACCGCCUCUACGGCGACUGCUAUAACAAAAACCGAAGAAACUAUAAUGUAGGGAAUCCGGAAACGAUCCUUUAAAGCCGGAAUCAUCCUUUUAAUUCGUCCUGCUGUACACCAGACUUUUCAAGGCGGGUAUAGCUGGGAGGGGAGGCAAAAUACUAACUUGAGGGGUUCGUUUGUAAGCCUCGGAGCUCUGGAAUUUUAGAAUUGAACUCUUGUAGCACCGGCGUUUACAUACGAAUAUCGUCAUUUGUGUUUAGAUGGAAGUGCCCGGAACGACGCAAACUAAUGGUGAAAUAUGAAUUUCUUGAAGAUAUGUGGAAUGUAUGAAUAUGGAAUAUUGAUAUUCCG
This is a messenger RNA of Owenia fusiformis, 1577 nucleotides long. NCBI's taxonomy places the organism in Eukaryota, Metazoa, Annelida, Polychaeta, Sabellida, Oweniidae. The record is from the annotation of a GenBank genome assembly.